Molecule: messenger RNA, 906 nt
Organism: Fusarium tjaetaba
Lineage: Eukaryota; Fungi; Ascomycota; Sordariomycetes; Hypocreales; Nectriaceae
Exons: 1
Coding region: 1-906 (301 amino acids)
Source: RefSeq, a predicted model, not a curated record
AUGAGGCCGGUCGUACCAGAAGAAGUCGGCGAAUUGCUGAAGUGGCGGCCGCUCAUGCUUUUCAACAAGACGCUGUUAGGACCAGCCUAUAUCGAAAGCAUCGUCUCUUCCUCGCCGACCCUCAUCACCUCCCAAGGAGGAAAAACACUACCACUUGAGGUCUGGUACAUGAUUAUCGACUUCUCGAAACGCUGCCCAGAGAGCCACCGGUAUUCCCUGAUACGACCCAAGCUGCUACAGGCUAGCGCGGGAGGCGACGAACUUGUCUGCGAGCGGUACAAACGCUGGUCGCCUUUCGGUAACAUCAAGGAAAUCAGAGAACUCGAAAUGUAUCGAUUCUACUUGGCACACCCAGACAGAUUGUACAAUCCCGCGUUGGAUUCAACCUGCCCCAACCCCUUCAGCUUUCCAUCCCCCAACUUCGGUUCGCUCUGCGCCAUUCCCACAGCUUUGCUCGCUUCAAAGACCAAGUUUCUCCACCUUGAGCUUACGGUUCCCGAUGUUAUCAAGAACCUCGAGGAUGGCUAUUGUACCUGCUGCUCUGGAAACCACGUGUUUGGGGAUGACUUUGUAUUGAGUGGUGCUUCGACCCGAUGGUAUUCGCAGUUGGCAAGUGGACCCAUCCCGAUGUUCUUGGCAGGAUUCUUUAUUUGCCCUGUCUGUGUCGGGUUGGUGCACGCGUUGGAAAGCAUUGACGUACAUGGAUCUACGUCUUUGUAUAGGGAGGAAUAUAAGCCAUGGCUGCUUGACCGAGUCGAAAGCUUGGGUUUCAAAAGACCAUGUUUCGCAGAUGUCCAAAAUUCGACAGAAUCACUUUCCAAGUCAAUCGCAACCUCGAUCGCCAGGUCAGUCACAACCUCGCUCAUGGAUUUAUGCAAGGCGUAUAAUAUAAGAAUCACACCUUAG